AUGCGUUGGCUGGUGGUGGUGCUCGCUCUGGUCGCGCUGAGUGAGGCGGCUGGCCCCAGACGGUGUGCAGGGCGACUGGCCCGGGAGCGCCUCAAGGCAGCUGAAAAGAUCCGGGAUAAGAGAUACUAUCUCCUGUGUUGUGCCCCAAAUUGCGGCCUCCAAAGGAGGACUAGACCUCCACCCACUACGAAGCGAUACCAACCUUUCCACAAGACGUGGUACGGCUUGAAACAUGGUACGAUAUUUUCUGUCAAUCAC
Messenger RNA from Brenthis ino (lesser marbled fritillary), 258 nucleotides. NCBI's taxonomy places the organism in Eukaryota, Metazoa, Arthropoda, Insecta, Lepidoptera, Nymphalidae. The record is from the annotation of a GenBank genome assembly.